Messenger RNA from Ruditapes philippinarum (Manila clam), 3676 nucleotides. RefSeq lists its product as uncharacterized. The record is from RefSeq and is a predicted model, not a curated record. Lineage: Eukaryota; Metazoa; Mollusca; Bivalvia; Venerida; Veneridae. Bases 45 to 1364 code for a protein of 439 amino acids. The transcript has 7 exons.
UUACAUUGAGGUAGAUUUAUUCACACAUUCCGACGGAAAGGGACAUGCUGACAAUGGGAGAAGCAGAAUACAAAACUCGACAAUAUGUGUCAGAAACUGAGAACUGUGAUUACAAGCUUCAGCUCAGAUACCUUAUCAAAGAUCGUGGACAGCAAACAUUUCGGCUCCUCAUACAACAAAGCCUACAGAAAUCGAAAACCAAUUUAUCAAGUUUUCUCCAAGAAUCUGAAAAUAAGGAAACGGUAUGCUUUUUACGUACAGAACAUGUGAUAACUGACGAGGACUUCGAGCUUCUGUACCCUAAAAAUGGAUCACCUUCAUUAGAAAAUGCUGGAUUCACAAUUCUAUACAUAAUAAUGCGUACAUUUUUUUGCGACAUACCUCGCAAUGACCGCAUUUGGGAUAAAGGAUCAAAGCCUGAGCCAAAUGAUUUAUCUAGGGCGGCAAAUAUCGUUAGACUACGAGACCAUAUAAGUGAGUUGGAAGAAAAUGAAUUAACGAAAGACAUCUUCGAGGAAAAGUGCAAUGAAUUGCAUCAGAUAUUCACACAUUUUGGAACAGAAGACGUGUUCAAAGAAGUAUCUGAUCCAUUCAAAAUUGAUUCUUUUGACGAAGAAACAGAAAACACAUUACGUGAAGAAUUCAGAAAAUGGGAGUUAACACAACAAUAUUUGGAAACAGGUUUAGACUUACACAUUAACGAGUCAAAAACCCGAAGAUUCAGACUAUAUUCUCUCCUUGUUGACGGAGGAACUAGAGUAUUCAAACACAUUUUUGAUGACAAAAUUCCACCUGCAGAUCUUCAAACUGUUCUUUCAAAUCCUACAACAAAGGGAAAAUUGUUAUACCUUAGGACGAAAAAGGUUUUGAUCGAUUCACAGGAACAUCUGUUGUAUCCAAGCCAGGGAUCUCCACAGUCAACGACAUUUGAUAUAACACUUCUAGCAAUUCUGCUCCGAAAUAUAUGUGGCUUUAAUCAAUUUGACAAACGUUGGGAUGAUAAAAAUCCUGUUGCUGCUGAUAUUUCAACAAUAGCCGAUAUUGUAAGAAUUCGUGAAGCCCGAAAUGAGGUCAUUUCGCAUUUGUCACAAACAGGAAAACUUUCAAAAGACGAAUUCGAAAGACAUUGGAAUGGAAUCUCAAAGGUGCUGCUAAGGUUAGAUGGCUGGUGUAAAGUUCCUUUUGAAAACCUAAAGUCAGAAAUUGAUGACCUGAAGAGUAAACAUUUAGACCCAGAACAAGAAAAAGAAUAUCAAUGUAUUAUAGAAAACUGGAAACGAAUAGAUGAACAAUUGGAGUCAAAAAUGUUGCAGUACCUUAAACAAAGCAUUUUAGGUAAUUUUGAAUAUAUUUUUAUUGCUUAACCUAUUUCUUUAUUAGCAUUUUAUGAACAAUGGCUGUUUUCAUUGAAAAGCCCCCUGUAACAUGUUCAAAUUUCUAUGAAAAUAUACUAAAAGGCUUCAUUACUAUUUGAACAUGGCACAAAUGUUGACUGAACCAUAGCCUUUUUAAUGACAUAAUACUUAAUCAUAAAUGUUCUGUUACCAAGGCAACGAGAAGACAUCUCAAAAUUGCCAACAAUCACUUAUUUACGUUGAUUUGUAAAAAAAAACUGAUAUCGAAAUGCUACAACUUCUCAAUGUAUUGAUAUAUAGUCAAAGGUUUUUUUAGCGUUGGUUACACGUUAUCUUACGGUCGGUCUUAGGCCAAUUUUUAGCCUCUAACAAGACAAAAAAUUUUCUGCUCACCUUCUUCAAACCCCCAAGCAGAAUGGGGCAUAUCCCCCACUGGCACCUCCUUGAUGUAUCUAUUUUAUAGAAGAUGGCGUCGAAAAUGUCACUCUUUUUAACACCAUUUCUUAAACGAAAACAAGUGUUUUGGAUCUAAAUAGGGCAUUUUCUCACUAUUUGAGGCCUCAAAAGAGGGAGGAGGGUGAAAACGUGUGAAAAACGUCUUUAUAAAGUAAUGGGUUAUGUAGACAAAACGCAUUAUUAUCGUGUUAAUAAAAUGAUUUCAAAAAUUGUCUAACAAUGGGAUCAAAAUAAGUUUAGAAACAUUCACUCACUAUAAACUGACUAUAUAAUAAUAGGAUAGCAUUUCUUGAUUCCGGUGCAGAAUAGAUUUAUAAAAUACUAUUUCUAUUGUGCCUGGUUCUUCUGUUUUGUGAACUUCCAUUUAAGACAUUUAGAUAUUAAUCACAUAUAGGAAUCAAUCAAAUAAUCAUUGCAUUAUUAAUUGAUAGAUAGAAACAUUACAGGGCGUCAGAAUUAGCAAAAUUGAAAAUGACGCAGACACGGUUUGAUUGAGUUUGUUUAUGGACAGCAGUGGCAAAUGUUAUAUAUCUUCUACGACCCCGAGCAUUGAUUAAAAGUUGAUUGAUCAUUUAAACUAAACUGAGAUGUAUUCCUACGACACACUAUGAAACCUUGAAUGUGACAAUUUCCUGAAAAGCUUCAAAAGACAUUUUGGCAACACAGUUUGUUUGCUUAAAUCUGUUUGUUAAAUAAUUAUAUUUCCGAUUCAACAAAUGAAUAAUUAUAGUUAAUGUAUCGGUAUUAUGAUAAACAUGUAAUUUUUUUCUAUUUUAAGUAGUGUUGUACACUUAAUUAUUCUGUGAUCUGCUCUAAAGACGGUUGAUUUACUUUGCCACUAAUUUUCAUGAAAAAAUCAACUCAACGUUUGUGUUGGACAACGUGCAGUUAGAAGCCAGUAUUUAGUAUUGAUCUUCAAUUUUAGAAAAUGUACCUGUUUCUUUGAUCUGUCCUUAAAUAGUUCUUGUAAGCAUGUCUUGUAACUGUUUAACCGCUCUAUAACGACAAUUUGUUCAUUAUCGCCAAUGGCUUUUGUUCCGAACUCACAUUGUUUAAACCAGAUCAUACCAAGUAUUUCACAAGUGACUCAUUAAAGUCUAGCGAUGUUUCUUGGUCAUAGCCAUAUGAACACUUAAAGUGGCGCCAAGAGGCGUUGACGGGUGCUAGAAUUAACCACUGCCGCCCAUAAAGAGUUUCCAUUAAAACAAGCCUGUAGUUAUGUAAGACUUGCCGUGCAUGAGAACAUUAAAUGUUUCCGCAUUUCACAAUUUUCAUAAUUUGUUUUAGCAAGUAAUAUGAAAACAUGAACAUGCUUUAUUCAAAUCUUUUCUUUUCUUUUUCAGAACGAUCCUUUGGUUAGUAUUCAUAUACUAGAAAUUAUCAUAUAAAAUAGAUAUAAUAGAUGUAAUUUUUAUUUUAUAAAAGUAUAUAUACAAUAUAUACAAUUAUGUCACCAAUUGUUAUGCGUGAAAGGCAUUGGAUCUCCAUAGAUAAGUGUUGAAUGCCAACGACAGCUUUCAAAAUGUAGAUAGAUUUAUUAAAACAUCAGUUCAUAUCUGAUACUUAAUUCGAAAUGUGCUAAAUUUAAUUACCUGUGACGUAUUGAUAAAAGUGUUUUGUUAUAUGGUCGAUGACAUUUAACAUCUGAAGUAAUACAUCGUUUUUUACAGGAUGCAUUGACUUAAGAUUACGCCAUUCUUUAAAAAUUCAAUUUAUUACAUUAUUCUGGAUUCUGUUGUCAAAUACAGUGGUUUAUGGUUUACAUCUUUGAAUUUUAGAGCUAUCAAAAGAAACAGUGACAGACGUUAUUGCAGACGAAUACUUUGUAGAAACAGAACAAUUUAAUGCUGCAAAAGAAAAGCUUC